AUGGACACUCCUACCUAUGAUGAUGCCCACGAUGUUCCCGCAGAAUCCGAGCCCCAGGUAUCCACGGAUUCUUCCUCUCCAGAAAUGCCAAAGCCCUCCCGCUUGGAUGAUCCUUUCAAACCUCGAGUAGGUCGGCAUUUGGUGUGGAAGGAUGUCCAAAUGACUCUUAAAAAGAAGAAGGGUGACGAGCCACAGAAGGUCAUUCUCAAUAAUGUUUGGGGUGAAGUGCCGAAAGGCCAAGUCACAGCCAUCAUGGGUCCAUCUGGAAGUGGAAAAACAAGCUUAUUGAAUGUGUUGGCUGGUCGGGCUUCCAGUAAUGCUCAAAUAUCCAUCACCAGCGAUGUCCGUCUCAGUAAUUAUCAAGUAGAUCCAACCUCAAUUGCUGUGCGCAAACGAAUUGCCUUUGUGGCCCAAGACGAUUCCUUGCAGACGACCGCCACUCCAAGAGAAGCCAUUCGGUUUUCGGCCAAGUUGCGCAAUCCUCGCAAUACCACAGACGAAGAUGUUGAAACAUUGACCAAUCACAUGUUGACGGCACUCGGCCUGGAUCAAUGUGCCAAUGUCUUGGUGGGAGGUGCCUUGCUCAAGGGAAUCUCAGGAGGUGAACGCAAGCGAACUUCGGUCGGUGUGGAAUUGGUGACCAGUCCUACUUUGGUCUUUUUGGACGAGCCAACCUCAGGACUGGAUAGUUUCAAUGCGGUCCAACUUUGUGAACUCUUGAAAAAGGUCGCAGAAGCUGGAUCCAGUGUUCUAUUUACGAUUCACCAACCCUCCUCUGAAAUCUUCAACUCCUUUGAUCGAUUGAUCUUGCUCAAUCAGGGUCGAGUCAUGUUUCAAGGCCCUGUGGCGGAAGUCAACACCUUUUUUGAAGCACGAGGCCAUCCCUGUCCACCCAACUACAACCCCGCCGAUUGGAUCAUGCGGGUGGCUGUGACAAAUUCUGUGGAAGAGCUCGAACAAAGUGGCUAUUUCCCAAAGGACCAUCGCAAGCAUGGGCUACCACAGAGUGGAUCCGUCAAGGAGGCACUAGGACUGAGUGACAAUCCCCAUGAAAAGUCCAAUGGCCAUAAGCCUCCUGGUAUUCUUGCGCAAAGCAAACUCUUGCUCGCCCGAGAACUGAAGAAUCUGGUUCGAGCCACGCAUGCUCUCAAGACUCGGAUAGUAAUGACCGUGAUGAUCAGUUUGUUUACCGGGUUCCUCUUUUUUGGGGUUGCUGAUUUGCCAUCUGACAAAUUCAUCAAUCUUCAGUCGACAUUUGGAGCUCUUCUCAUGUCGCUCAUGGCCAAUGUGUUCUCGACGGCAUUGCCCAGUUUGGUGGCCUUUCCCGAAGAACGACCAGUCUUUUUGCGAGAGUACUCCACCAAUCACUACUCGGUAUUGUCGUACUUUUUAUCACGACUCUUUAUGGAACUCUUGGUGACUGCCCUACAAGUCACUGUCAGUACGAUGAUUACAUACUUCAUGGUUGGCUUCAAUGCAGAUUAUGUCAUCUUUUGGACAGGAAUCUAUCUCAUGGCAUGUGCUUCUACAGCAUUGGGUGUUCUGAUUGGAUCGUCCGUGAAGAAUGCAUCCGUGGCCAUUGAAUAUCUUCCAGCCGUCUUUAUGCCACAAAUCUUGUUCAGUGGAUUCUUUAUUCCGCCCGAGCUAAUGCCAGACUGGCUUUCAUGGUUGACCUAUAUCAUGCCACUGAGUUAUGGAGUUCGCCUCGUGGCGGGAUCCGAGUUUGAUGGAAGUUGCCAAGACAUGAUCUCUCCAGCAACCAACACAACCAUGAACAAUUGCGACAUGAUUCUUGAAAACAUCAAUUCGAAUGUGGAUGACUUUUGGUGGUAUUAUUUGGUGCUCCUGUGUCUCUUUGUUUUCUUUCGCCUAUUGGCGCUCUUUGUGCUCGAACGAAAGGCAAAGAACUUCUAUUGA
Messenger RNA from Cylindrotheca closterium, 1917 nucleotides. The record is from the annotation of a GenBank genome assembly. NCBI's taxonomy places the organism in Eukaryota, Bacillariophyta, Bacillariophyceae, Bacillariales, Bacillariaceae.